AUGGGGUAUUCACACCAUUACCGCAUCACAACCACUUCCAGCGAAUGGAGAAACUCCUGGCCCAACUUCGUCAAAGACGUUAAACUCAUAAUCGAAGCAUCCUCAGUCGGCAUCACCGAUCCUCGAGGAUUUGACGAAAAUGGCGGAAACUACCGCAACGACAACGACCCAGAUCGCAUAACCAUACCCAUACCCCCUCCCAUCGUCGAUCAGACCAGAGGAAUCGGCAUCAACGGCAUCGGGGAUGGCGCUCAUGAACCCCUUUUGAUUGAUUGCCAGGGUCAUCUUCCGCGCGCAUCCGUCACGACUGGGCGCAAGCCGUACGAUGAGGUGGUUACUUGCGUCUUGGUGAGGGCUUUUAUGGUGGCGCCGCAUUCUUGUAGCAUUACUUCUGAUGGUGACUGGGAUGAUUGGGUAGAUGGGCGUACUCUCUACACGCAGAUUUGGGGAGAGAUGCCUCUGUGUCCGUGGGGAGGUGUAUUUCCCACUCCUCCCCAGAAAGUCUCGCCUGCCUGUCGUUGCUGCAUCAUGUAG
Aspergillus wentii DTO 134E9 is the source of this 534-nucleotide messenger RNA. RefSeq lists its product as uncharacterized. The transcript is spliced from 3 exons. Lineage: Eukaryota; Fungi; Ascomycota; Eurotiomycetes; Eurotiales; Aspergillaceae. The coding region runs from base 1 to 534 and encodes 177 amino acids. The record is from RefSeq and is a predicted model, not a curated record.